AUGGCAGAUCGCGAUGUCAGCAGCACCCACGGCCACGGCGGCCACCCGGUGGGCGAACAGGUGAAGGGCAUGCUCCACGACAAGGCUCCCACGGCGUCGCAGGCCCUGACGGUGGCGACGCUGUUCCCGCUGGGCGGGCUGCUGCUGGUGCUGUCCGGGCUGGCGCUGGCGGGCUCCGUGGUGGGUCUGGCCGUGGCCACGCCCGUGUUCCUGCUCUUCAGUCCGGUCCUGGUCCCGGCCGCGCUGCUCAUCGGGAUGGCCGUGACGGGGUUCCUCACAUCAGGCGCGCUGGGGCUCGGCGGCCUCUCCUCGCUCACGGUGCUGGCCAACACGGCUCGGCAGGCGUUCCAGCGUACGCCCGACUACGUGGAGGAGGCGCGCCGGCGGAUGGCGGAGGCCGCGGCGCACGCGGGCCACAAGACGGCCCAGGCGGGAAGCGCCAUCCAGAGCAGGGCGCAGGAGGCCAGCGCGGGAGGAGGCGGCGGCGGCGGCGGCGGAGGGAGGGCGUCUUCGUAA
This is a messenger RNA of Phragmites australis (common reed), 516 nucleotides long. Its product is annotated as oleosin Zm-II-like. Gene Ontology annotation, biological process: lipid storage; seed oilbody biogenesis; response to freezing. Gene Ontology annotation, cellular component: membrane; monolayer-surrounded lipid storage body. The record is from RefSeq and is a predicted model, not a curated record. The coding region runs from base 1 to 516 and encodes 171 amino acids. Lineage: Eukaryota; Viridiplantae; Streptophyta; Magnoliopsida; Poales; Poaceae. The transcript has a single exon.